AUGUCGAUUUACAUCGAUAUCGACCGUUUCAACCGAACCGACAACCGUUCAGCCGCAGACAGCAUAUAGGGACAUCUCCCCUGUGGGUAACAGGCUCAACAAAUCAGUUUGGUAGCUGUCUUGUGUGUCUCAUAUAUGUUAUGUUGGGAAGGUGCAGACGAAAGGUGUUGGGUACUGUUGGGUAGGUAGUCGGUCGGACGUUUUGUGUGUCGCACCCUAUUAGUUGUAGGACAUGCAAUCUCCAUCAGUUUACAAACAUAUUCUCAGUUUGGUAUGCAUAUGUGGGGAGUAUGUGCGGAUAAUAAUGUGCCAUCUCUAUCAUCGAAAG
Messenger RNA from Ectocarpus sp. CCAP 1310/34, 328 nucleotides. NCBI's taxonomy places the organism in Eukaryota, Phaeophyceae, Ectocarpales, Ectocarpaceae. The record is from the annotation of a GenBank genome assembly.